This is a messenger RNA of Cuscuta epithymum, 4419 nucleotides long. Lineage: Eukaryota; Viridiplantae; Streptophyta; Magnoliopsida; Solanales; Convolvulaceae. The record is from the annotation of a GenBank genome assembly.
CUAUGUAUACCAUAACUUCUGAAAUUAUUUUGCGUAACAAGGACAGAGCUCGAUCAUGAUGUUUCCCCUGACUACUUGACUAAGGACCAGUUAUAUGUUAAUUACUGCUCCGGAUUCAUUGAAAUAUUGUUUGAAGUUUGGAGUAUUACCCACAAUCUGAAUCAAACAUGGAUGGGAGAAACUCCACAGAAGAGCUUCCCCGGGAUGAGAAGGCUGAAGAAAUCACAAGCAACAGUGUGCAAGUGAAUGUAGAAGAACUCAUCCAAUCGAUGGAAACUCAGCUAUUGGUUUUGCCGAAAAUAACAACCAAAUCGUCCAGUUGCAGCAUUUUCCUGGUAUCCCAGGUCUUCACCCAUUCCGAUGAGCCGUAUCAACCUCGCACAGUCUCAAUCGGUCCAUACCACCGCGGGAAGCCGCAUCUGAAGGCGAUGGAGGAGCAUAAGUGGAGGUUCUUGAAGAGAGCGAUAGCAAGGACGGGCGUGGGUAUGGCUCCCCUCAUAAAAGAGGUCAAUCUCGUAGAAAAACAGGCCAGAGAAUCGUAUUCUGAGGCUAUCCCUACUCCCAAAGACAAACCUAAUGAGUUUUUAGAGAUGUUGGUUCUUGAUGGGGUCUUUGUGAUUGAAAUACUUCGGGCAUUCAGCAAUGUGGUUCCCUUUGACAAAGACGACCUCUUUGGAUCAAUGCAAUGGAUGCGUUUCCGUCUCCGCGACGACUUUCUCUGCCUCGAGAACCAAAUACCAUAUAUCGUGCUCCAGAAAUUGUUCAAACUUACUGAAAUGGUCAGUGUCGAUAGGUUGCUCAGCGGGAGCCGCCCUACUCUGUCCGUCACGGCCCUCCACUUAUUCAAAUUAUCCGAUGAAUUGGAAAGAGACCCAGAAUUGGUCGGCGAUGCUUUGAAUGGGGACUUUGAAGGGCUUCAUCUUCUGGAUUUAGUCCGGAAAAGUUAUUUCCCGAAGCUGGACCCAAAGGUUUCAGCUUCGGGAAACAGACCAAUUAAGGGCAGUUCCCAGGGGACUCCCAAAGCAAGGAACAUCCGGAGCAUCUCGAAGCUGCGGCGAGCUGGAAUCGAGGUGAAGCUGAGGAGGGACCAUGAUUGUAAGAGGAGCUUUCUGCAGGUGGAAUUCAAGCGAGGAGUGAUCCGGAUGCCGCUGCUGGAGCUGGACGACACGAUGUGCGCGUUCUUGCUGAACUGCGUGGCGUUCGAGCAGUGCCACGAGGGGAAAGACAGGCGGAUGUCGGAGUACGCGAGUUUCCUGGACUGCCUCAUAGACACGCACGAGGACGUGGAUCUCUUGUGCGAGGCCAAGAUCUUGCGCCACCACCUGGGGACGCAGCGUGAGGUGGCGGAGUUUGUGAGCCGGCUGGGGAAGGCGGCGGCGGGCAAUGCCGACGAAAGCUACUUGAGAGACGUGUACGAUGGAGUGAACAAGUACUGCGACAAAAAAUUCCACGUUUACUUGGCCGAGGUCAGGGACACCCACUUCCGAUCUCCCUGGACCGCCCUGUCUCUGUUAGCUGCCCUUAUUCUCCUUGCUCUCACCGUGGGUCAGACCAUCUACACCAUCUAUCCUUAUUAUCACUCACACGAAGAAAAACAUACUCCAGCACCACCACCAAAACCAUAUCCUUAGUCAAAAUUAAACGUUAGAAUUUUCAGGGCUGUUUGAAUAUGAUUUUAAAAUUGCUUCUACUCCCUGUCUUAACGGAGCAGAAAUAAAAGUUGGAGUGUUUUGAAAAAAGUGCAAAAGUGAUUUUCUUGCUCUAAUGUACUCCUAGAAUCCAUUCUCACGGUGGCUCAAACCAUCUACACCAUAUAUCCUUAUUAUCACCCACACGAAGAGAAACAUACUACCGCAGCAGCACUAAAACCGUACCUUUGGCUCGUAACCUAAAUGGGAACCUUCUCAUAAAAGUGUGAGAAGUCCACCUAAAUAAUUGAGAAGUCCAAUUAAGAGGAGAAUAGUGUACGAGAACCUUUAAAUGGGACGGAGGGAGUAGUAUAUAUAUUUGAUCAGUUUAUAGUGAAAGGGAAAAUAUGAUUAUUCAGUUGGGUCACAAGUAAUUCUUAGAAGGCUAAGACACCAAAAUCAAUUAUUUUAGCCCAAAUAAAUCUAUUUUAUACCAAAUCCCUAGAGAAGCUAUGCCAUUCUCAUUCACGAUCGCCGUACUCAAUGAUUUGUCCCAAACGAGGUUCUCAUCUCCUUUGAUUCAACUCUUCGACUAAAGCUAUAGUCCGAGUUUUGUGACAAUCUAAAUAUUGGUAUUUCAAUUUGCCUUGCUUCCAUGCUUCCUUUUUGUUCGUCAUAAUUGAUUCGUCAAUUCAGUUUCUAUCGAAGAUUUCUUCUUCUUUCUCUGUAUUGAAAUAUCUUCCAUGUUUAAGGAUUUCUAAACUAUCCUCCAUACUCAUCGCAGCAGUAACUUGUUUUUACAAAAAGGGAGCUGAUUGCUAUUUAAAUACGGAUUAUCUUUUUAGGAGUGUUUUCAUCCUUUGUGUUAUCACCGGUGGACAUAACAUAAUUUUUAUUUGUCUUCCUACACUAUAUAUAACUUUUAAUAAACGUGGGAUUUAAUCACUGAUCAAAUUGGGUGCUGCUACUACUUGUUUUAAUUACUUUCGUUACUUAGACUGUACGCAUUAGCUAGUUAGUACUCAACCGUCCGAUUCUUUUCUUUAAACUUUCAUUCAUGACCCAACAAAUUCUUUUUACCAAUGUUGAUUACUCCAUUGAUUUUAAAUUCUGUUUUAAAUUGAUGGGCAGCAAAAUAGUCUUGUUCCAUGGUUUUCUAAAAUCUGAAGUUUUGUUUUAAGGUUAAGUGGGAGAUCACGUUUGUGAUUUUAACAGUAGGAAAUGAGAUUUAAAGUUUUUUAGCUGUUUGGCUCAUUAAGACAAGACUUCUAAAUUUUGAAUAUUCUAAAUAAAGAUUAAAGGGAAGAGCUUAUCAAAGACGUUAUCAAGCUGCCAUACUUCUUUGAGUAGUUCGAAUUCUGCUUCUAUCAUGUAAGUUCACUACCACCUGUGCAUGUUUGUUCAAUCAAACAAAAGAAAGAAGUCUAGUUGAUUUUAAUAGAUGAUUUUAGUCUAUUUGCUAUUAUGUGAACUUGGUGAGUUAUUUGUUGAGUUAUUUUAUUUGUUGUAUUGAGUUAUGUUUUAUCUGUCAUAGUUAAGAUUUUGUCAGUACUUUUAUUUUCAGAUUUGAUGAUGUUUUAUCUAAACGUCACUAUAAAAAGAACUAAUAUUAAAAUUGAAAGAUUAAGUGAUAUGUACUCGGGAACAAGUUCCCACAGAGUUACAGAGUUAUCAGUUAUCAGUUUCAGAGAGUCCGAUAUGUGUAGUGGGUCGCUCCCCUGAGCUGUCGGAUUGGCACCUUUGAGUACAUAUCACAGGCCCACAGAGUAAAAUUAGCCACAAAGAGUUAUACAGAAAGUUUAAUGAGAUCUCUUUCAGAAAGUUUUAUAGCAAGUUGUUUUUGCGAUCUCUUUCAAAAAAGUUUUACAGAGAUGUUAUGAGAAAAAAAUUUCGAGAUCUCUCAAGCAGUUUUGAGAAAUUAUUUUAGAAAAUAUUUUGCUUUUGAGAUCUCCCUCAGAAUGUAUUUGAGAAGUUAUGUGUUAGUUAUUUGUCCAGUGCAUGCUUAUAGCCUAAAUUUAUCUAUUGAUAAAUUGGCAGACUUCUAGAUAUUUUUGUGGAUCCAUAGUGACUUACCAAGCGUAAAACUUAUCAGUUUUCUUUCUUCGCAUGUACAGAUACUAAAGGUAAGGCCAAGACCUAGGAAGAUGAUGAGGGAGUGGAACGCGUGCCAAGAUGAGUUAACGGGAACGACCCUGGGUGGCUUCUAGAUAGUUAUUACUUUAUUUCCGUACACUACAAAAAAACACGCGUUUAGUCACGGACGGUAGUCACGGAUUUGGUCCGUGACUAGUUUUGUCACGGACUAGUCACGGAUUUUUAAAAAAAAGAUUAGUCACGGACCGGGCCGUGACUAUGACCGUGACUGACGUUAGUCACGGUCUGAUCCGUGACUAAAAUGGUCCGAUAGCUCCGAUUCCAUUUCCGGCGUGGCUUGUUUUACUCCGACGACUUAGUCACGGACGUUUCCGUGACUAAGUCCGUGACUAAAAAAAAAUUUAAUGCCGUAAAUCCUUUCGCAACGGUAUUCUGUACGGAUAAAGUUAGUCACGGAUAUGUCUGUGACUAAUACCGUGACUACGUUGAAUGACACGUCAUUUACACGUCAUUAACACAUGUUGGACGCGUAAUGGACACGGCUUUGCUUAGUGACGGACAAAUCCGUGACUAAGUACGUGACUAAAUUUUCUAUAUAUGCAAGAUCAACUCAUUCAACAGAACCAGACCAAUUCAUUCCCAGUAUAUACAACAUCUGUUUAACAUAUCAAAGGAUGUAGUCUAUCUUCUAUCAUUU